AUGCGUUUCUUCACCUACACCUCCAUCGUCGUAUUGGGCCUUGUUGGCUUGGUAUUGAGUUUUCCACCAUCGCUAGAGGCAAAAGGUGCUUCCGUCGAAGAAGACUUCGAGCCUCCAAUGCCUGGCCACGAUCUUCGAGCCAGGGCGAACGAAUGGCCAGAUUAUAGGACUAUCGGACUGGGUUCCUGCGGCAGCGUUUUUGAGAUCCCAGGAACGGAGUUCGCAGUCAAGAAGGGAAAAAACACUCAUGCCCUAUGGAAUGAUUUCUGUCUGACGAACAAAGUUCACAACGCUGUUGCAGAUACCCGAGACAUGAUUCAAGAUGCGUUUCCGGAGAACACAAUACCUAAGAGUCCUUCUUGCAACUUCUUUCGCACACCAGGCUCGGAUCUUUACUGGAAAGCGAACAUCAACAAGUUCCCCGCGUCGCACAGAGAAAUCGGCGCUGCCUUUCAAGUUGAUCGUAUUCACCCACUCCCACACUCUGUACGAGAGGCCUUGAUCAAGCAGUACUUUGACGACGAGGUAAGAGAAGAGGCCAGAAAUGACAAAGAAAAUGAAGCAUGCUUGAUCCGCAUCUACCUGGGCGAAAAUGAGACUGGAAACGAAGAUUACGACUCGCUGCGCAACUUUCCGAUGCGGUUGAGCAUGGUAAAGAAACUUGACCUGGACAAGACACUGCUCGCAGACGAGAUGGCAAUCGCAUUAGCAAUGAUUCACUGGCAAGCUCAGGUCGACGCCAUGGAUGCAGAAUUCGUGCUUGGGAACAAGUACCUGGUUCCCGCUUUCAUCGGCAAUGACCCCUACUAUCCACGGCCGGACGUUGACACAGAGUUGUGGACGCGGUUCAGCAAGACGUAUCUCAAAGCCAGUCGGCUUGUUCUUCGGAACAAGCAAGUCAGCAGCCAGGCCAUGGGGCUACCUGAGAUAUUCCUCGACAGGGUAGCUUCGAAGAUCAAAGAGCACGAGGAUUGGGAUCCGGAAGGACACAUUAUGUUCGGGUAA
Letharia columbiana is the source of this 1005-nucleotide messenger RNA. RefSeq lists its product as uncharacterized. The transcript is spliced from 3 exons. NCBI's taxonomy places the organism in Eukaryota, Fungi, Ascomycota, Lecanoromycetes, Lecanorales, Parmeliaceae. The coding region runs from base 1 to 1005 and encodes 334 amino acids. The record is from RefSeq and is a predicted model, not a curated record.